Molecule: messenger RNA, 1203 nt
Organism: Closterium sp. Naga37s-1
Lineage: Eukaryota; Viridiplantae; Streptophyta; Zygnematophyceae; Desmidiales; Closteriaceae
Source: the annotation of a GenBank genome assembly
AUGGGAACGGGCCUAGAAGACAGGCCCGACAAUGCUGCUGCCAAGUUUCCCAAACCUACCGGGGGAGUUGCCAAGCCUGCAGGCUUGGGUUUUGCAGCAGAGGCUUGGGAGGGCCCGGGAGGGGAAGUGGGAGGGGAAAACGUUGGAGACGAUAUGGGGAGUGAGGAGGGAGAGGAAGGAGACGCUGAGCCGUUGGAUUGGGUGUCACUGCCUGUGGACCGUUCAUUGGGCCUGUUCUCGUCCUUUGGCACGUUCUCAUCCUUUGGCACGUGCAGAGCAGCCAGCCCCGCUAUAAUGCUCACCACUAACCCGUAUGGUGGAUUUUGGACGCCCUCCACUGCUGUAGAGGGCCUUCGCUUUGCCAAUGACACGAACAGGCUCUGGGCCUCACCCAACCCGACCUCUGGCUACAUUAGGUCCGGUGCACAACUCGCCAACUUCUAUGCCCUCUGGGACCUAGACGGGUCUUUGCUUGGAAAUACCACCACCACCACUACCAGCACCACCGCCGCCACUGCUACUAGACCCGCUUCAACUACCACCGGUUUCGGCUUUGCAAUAGCCCCAUUCGACCCCAUACUCCCACCUCUCUCCCUCCGCUCCUCCCCUUCCUUCGCCUGCUCUUACCAACCCUCCUGGUCCGCCCAUACCUGCACCGGACCUGCCGCCUGCUUCCGAUCCUUCGCUCUCUUCUACAACGAAUCAGUCACUAAGGAUCAGACAGCAGGUCUAGGAAAGGACAAGAAUCGCCGCCCGUACAGCUACGUUACUUUCACGCGGUUACAGGAUAACGCCUCGUUCGUCUCAGUGGGAUCGGAUAACGAUUACGAUGACGAUUUCCCCAAGCGACCAGUCAGCAUGGGCGCCGAGGCGAGCAAGGCGAGUCCCAAGUCGAUGCAGCGGACGCAUAUGAUGGUGGAAGAGAACCGCGUCAUGCUCUUCAGUAAAUCCUUCGACCCCUCGUCCAUGAAGGUCAAGAGCGUGCUGCACGGACUCGGCGUGCGACCUAGUGUUUGCGAGCUCGAUAAAGAGUAUGAUGGCGAGGAACUGGAGGACGCUGUAGCGAGUAUGAUUGGUUCGCAUACGAUACCCGCCUUGUUCGUCAAUGGACGUUUCGUUGGCGGUAUGGAUGACGUGAUCAGCAUGAACUACAACAGGGAUCUAAUCCCCAUCCUUCAAGAAGCAGGCGCACUCGCAUACUGA